Messenger RNA from Ornithodoros turicata, 4489 nucleotides. RefSeq names its product solute carrier family 22 member 15-like. The transcript has 7 exons. Bases 165 to 1709 code for a protein of 514 amino acids. The record is from RefSeq and is a predicted model, not a curated record. Gene Ontology annotation, molecular function: transmembrane transporter activity. NCBI's taxonomy places the organism in Eukaryota, Metazoa, Arthropoda, Arachnida, Ixodida, Argasidae. Gene Ontology annotation, cellular component: membrane. Gene Ontology annotation, biological process: transmembrane transport.
GAUGACAGCUAGCGCCACACAGAGUCAAUGGAUUUGAAAAAGAAGGCUCGCCUAUUUCGUAGAGGAGGCUAUCAUGGCGCUGCCCAGUUCCGACGGUUUAUGUUGCGGGCAUAGUAUUUACAUAUGACGUUUAAGUACGUGACAUACGUGUAGAAUAUUGUGCGAUGGAUGUCGACCAAGUUUUUCACAUUGUUGGGGAGAUUGGCCCGCAACAAGUAUUAUAUUUUAUUUACGCAUCUAUUAUUGGUGGUGUGUUUGUAAGUGGACAGAUGCUGCAGAUUGUUUUCACUGGGGCAACCCCUGAGUACACGUGUUGGGAUUCAAAUAAGUUGACUAGAAAUACGUGCGACAACAAUAACAACUGCAAGGGCCCUUCUUAUGUGUCAUCGUUCACCUCCAUAGUAACCGAGUGGGAUCUGGUCUGUAGCCGAGCAUACCAGGUACGUAUCGUGCAGUCUGUCUUCAUGACAGGCGUCAUGGUUGGGGCCUUCGCUUUUGGCUACCUCUCAGAUCGCAUCGGACGCCGUCGCACACUCCUGUACUCAACAGUGCUGAUGUCUGUCUUCAGCUUCUUUGGCUCCAUGGCACCCAGUUUAUACCUUCAUGCAGCAUGUCGUUUCUUGACUGGCACCACAACUGCAUCUCUGGCCCUGGUCUCAUUUGUUCUAAUGACAGAGCUUGUGGGGCCAUCACGUAGGGCCCUGCUGGGAACUCUCUUUCCUGGAUUUUUUGCUGUAGGCAUCGCACUGCAUGCAGCACUGGCAUAUUACAUCCCAAACUGGCGUUACUACUCUGUGGCCACAUCACUCAGCGGUCUCUUGUGCCUGCCGUUGUCCAUAUGGCUUCCUGAAAGCCCACGGUGGUUGAUACUUCAUGGUCAGCGCCAGGAAGCAAAGGCGGUCCUGUACCGCAUAGCUGUGGGAAAUAAUUCCGUUAAUGGCUUGCCUCGUUCUUGGGACAUUCAAGAGCACAAAAUGAAGCUUCAGGCAAGCCACCCUAAGGUGCUGCUCAGCAACAGAACACUGCGGAACCAGACAUUGAUUCAGAUAUUCCUCUGGAUGGUAAAUGGAGUAUCGUACUAUGCACUCACGAUGGCUGCAAGCAUUUUGGGUGGCAACCUCUACCUCAACACGGCACUGUCUGGCUUAGUUGAAGUGCCCGGUUACCUCCUCACUGCUUGGCUAUUGGGCUUCAUUGGCAGGAGGCGUUCAUUAUGUGCUGUCAUGCUCCUUGGUGGACUGUCCUGCAUCGCACUGCACGUGCUCUCACACGUUGGAGCAUCUGUGACCAUUUGCAGCAUUCUGUCGCUUUUGGGCAAGAUGUGUAUUGCCGCAUCUUUUGCCAUAAUCUACAUUUAUUCAGCAGAGCUCAUGCCUACAGUUGUGAGAAAUGUUGGCAUGGGUGUAGCAUCUGUUGCAGCACGUGUUGGCGGCAUUCUCUCUCCAUUUGUCAGCCUCUUGGAUCAAAUAAGUCCAGCACUACAGUUCACAGCCCUUGGGUUGCUGAUGGUGAUCUCUGGACUGGCAGCCCUUUCCUUACCAGAAACAACUGGGAAGCCCCUCCCAGAGACAAUAAAUGAUGUUGAGAAAGACGAGCGAGAUCAUCACGUCAAACAUAAGAUUCACGGCCUUCCAAUUACCAAUGGUGCCUGGGAAAACUCGGAUGAGGAGCUUACAAGUGAAAAGCAAGCACUCAUGGAGAAUACAUAGGUCAUUGUUUUUGUAUAUUCUUGAGUGACAAUAACUGAACAUCCAUUGCCUGCUUCAGUAAUUAAUGUCUAGAACAAAUAUGAAACACAAGUACUACUUUAGUUAAUAAUGUAUCUUUCGACAGUGGUGAAGUGGUGUGGGCCGAUGCCUGUCAUAUUCAUUUAAUGUCAGUGUGUAUUAUUACGGGCAACAUGAAAUAUUUUUAUGUUUUCUGACAUUCCUUUCGUGCCAAAUGCAGCACGGACAAGGAAAUAAUGCACGAUACUAUAAGUAUAAUGUCUGCUAUUGAUGCAGCAUAAGUAGCAAAAUACUUCUGUAAUUUCAAAGCACAUAAUAUUUCACACUUUGUUCCUUGUACAGUGUCCUAGUCUUAACUUGACCUAUGCUAUUUGAUGCUCAAUAACCUGUUAUGGUACAUAACAUGUUUCAGUUCAUGUGUAACUUUUAAAACUUACAUGUGUUCUUGAACGUUGUUCCAAUAACGUUUCACUUCAGGUUAUUACACUCGCACAAUGUGUAUUACUGGUGCUGCGUAUUGGUUGUGUUAUCAUCUGUGCAGUCACUCUGGGACUGGCGCCCAUUUAUCUCUGCAACGUGAAACAGCAUAUGUGGCUAUACACUGAAAAUGCCAGGCAGAUAACGUUCGCAGUAAAACCGUGCUAACUAAAACACUGGGGAAUGAGCAGCAGACACCACAGCAGUAGCUUUAAAUGAACAUAACAAUGGCGUAAAUGUCUCUGAGAUUUAUGGUAUGUAUAUACUUGGGUACGCACAAUCAUACAUAACCUGUGAAAUAUGAACUGACCAUAUUGUUUCGACGUAAUUUAUAGCAUUGAUUUUAUGUUGCGCAUCAGUAUAUUGCCAAAGUUGUGAGACAUCACUCAAACUGUGCCAACCCUAGUGUACUGAUGAUCUUUAGAACUCCCCCACUAUGUGCUUUGUUAACGCCCUCUCACAUGUAAGUUUUCUAUACUGGUAGAGAUACUUCAGUUUUGAGAUAAGUUUUUGAUGGCUUAUUGAGCCAUAAUGAUUCUCACAUUUCUUGUUCCCAAAUGUGAGCCAGCACUUCCACUUCCAAGUUUUGUCAUCUACUGCCGAUUACAUUUAGCGGCAUUUCAGGAUACCAGUAAACAGGCUUUUUUUCAGGAGUGCUCCGGGAACUCCUGAGCAAUGAAAGGAAGGACACAAGACAGACAUUAAUGCUGCCUCAUGUGUGUAACCGUGUUGACCAAGUGUUAUAGAAGACCUGAUGGUUAGACAAAUUAAUGACUAGACAUGGGAGCAACAAUGUGUAAAUUAAUGUUAUUGUUGAAAACUUCAAGUGUAAUAGUGAUACCUGAAAGAUGUUAUGUAUCGUUACUUGUCACUCACAGCAGUAUUAAGAAAAAGAUCUGAGGUAACCAAGAUCUCAGGUGUGAUAGUCACACACAUGCUGUGCCGUUACUUUGUGAUGCUGUACAUUGUAAAAUUGAUUGAUCAUUUUUUGAUUGAUUGUGCUCCCACAUACGUGUGUUCAAUGAGGUCUGCAAUUUUUAUGCCCAAGAUGUUUAUGUAUGCUAAAGGGGUAUUCAAACAAUUCAUUCCUAGACUUUAACAAGACAAUCUUCAUGCUGUUUUAAAAAUGGACACUGUAUAGUUAAGACAUACGUUACGUGUGCAUGUUACUGUUUCAACAUUGAAAGCUGCUUAUGGUAGAAUUUUCAGAUACCAUACUACAAUCUUGAAAUUUAAAUUUCCACAUGUUCAUGCAGCAGGUAACAAUAUAGAUCUUGAGCUCAUGUGUUCUAGUCAACCACAGAAUUAUUUUUUCCUGGCACAAGCUUAUCAAGCUAGUGCUUCCUAAUAUUCUUUGUUUAGUUUAUGUAACAGAUAACAUGCACCAGUGAAGCAUGCAUUUGUCUGUAGUUUCUUGUUUUGUCAAGUCUCCUAAGUGAACAUUACUUGAUACAUUCCACUGACCACAAAUCUGUAUGAAUAAGAUACGUUUUAUACACCGUGCAUUGUACUGUAGCAUUUGUUAGUAAAAUAUAGUACUUAAUUGUAUCGCUUUGCUACGUGCCAUGACAUAUAACAUGUAAACCGCAUGCACAUAAACACUAAGGCCCUCGGUUUUCAGCGAAAUUUUGAGGAAUCCUUCAUUUGGCACAGAAUUUCACGGAAUCCCUUAUUUUUAGGGGUGCGCGGAUAUUCGAGUUCACGAAUUCGAACCGAAUAUCAAUCAGUCGAAGUAUUCCAUUCGCUAAUCGAAUACCCAAUAUUCUGGAUAUUCACCUAUUCCCUGCAUAUGAACACCACCCUCAAAAGUGGGCUUCACCUGAUGCUUCCCUGCAUGAGAUGAAGCCUGCUCUACAAAAUUGAAGCCUGCUUUAUGGAAUUGUCCAUGAUGCAGCUUAAGAUAACGUUUAACUUAAGUUUACUGUGCAUACUUCGCUUGAGGAAGGGGCGGCGUCCCUUCCGUGUGCAGUUCAGCAGUGGCAGUGGCAGUGGGGGACUUUGAUUUGAUGUCUGGGAGUUUGCCCUUAAAGACUCUUAAAUAAUGCCUGCAGCCCAAGAAGAAAAAAGGUUGGCCUAAAGAUGGAACUUCCCCAGGAUAUGUAUUGUAAACUCCUUCUUAAGUUGCUAUAAACUCUGUAGAUGCUGGAAGAUCUUUACCGCAUCUGAGGAGAACACAAGAUAUCAUGUAUGUAAUGCUGAGCCACAGCAACGCUUUAUGCAAUUUUAUAAAAUAUUUUUCGUUCCCACAUUAUCAGUGGAAAUAAAGUGUUUCUCAUUUCAAGCAA